AUGUCAACCGUCUACCUCCUCGACUACGUCGCCGGCAACGUGCGCUCCCUGGUCAACGCGAUCGAGAAGUGCGGCUACACAGUCUCCUGGGUGCGGACGCCGGCCGAGGUCGCCAAUGCCGACAAGCUGAUCCUGCCGGGCGUCGGCCACUUCGGCCACUGCCUCUCACAGCUCUCGUCCGCCGGCUUCCUGCCCGCCAUCCAAGCGCACAUCGCCGCCGGCAAGCCGUUCAUGGGCAUAUGCGUGGGCCUCCAAGCCAUAUUUGCCGGCUCGGUGGAGGACCCGGGGAUUCCGGGCCUUGGGCUGAUCAAGGGCAACCUCGACCGCUUCGACGACUCGCAAAAGGCCGUCCCGCACAUCGGCUGGAACAGCGCCAAUUCGAGCAGCAAGAGCCUAUACGAUCUGAGGUCGGAGAGCAAAUAUUACUACGUCCACAGCUACAAGUAUCCGUAUGUGCCAGGGGAGCUGGAGGGCCAGGGCUGGACAGUCGCGACGGGCACCUACGGAGGCGAGACUUUUGUCGGCGCUGUUGCCAAGGAUAACGUGUUAGCGACGCAAUUCCACCCGGAAAAGAGUGGUGUUGCUGGCCUGCGGUUGCUCAAGUCGUUCCUGACUGGGGAUGGUGCCAAGACGUUGGGACAGACGGUGGCCAGUUCGGCACCCACGGGGGGCCUGACAAGACGUGUGAUCGCAUGUCUGGAUGUGCGGACAAACGACCAGGGAGACCUCGUCGUCACGAAGGGCGACCAAUACGAUGUGCGUGACAAGUCUUCGGAUCGCAACGUCCGGAACCUUGGCAAGCCCGUGGAACUUGCAAAGCGGUACUACGAGCAAGGCGCCGACGAGGUGACGUUCCUGAACAUUACGUCUUUCCGAGACUGCCCACUGGCCGAUGUGCCCAUGCUCGAGAUUCUGCGCCGCACAUCCGAGACCGUCUUCGUGCCCCUGACGAUCGGCGGCGGCAUCCGCGACACGGUGGACACGGACGGCACCAAGGUCUCGGCGCUCGAGAUUGCGACCAUGUACUUCAAGUCCGGCGCGGACAAGGUGUCGAUCGGGUCGGACGCCGUGCUGGCGGCGGAGGAGUACCAGGCCGUCGGCAAGAAGCUGUUCGGCAACACGGCCAUCGAGCAGAUCAGCCGGGCGUACGGCAACCAGGCCGUCGUGGUCUCGGUCGACCCCAAGCGCGUCUACGUGCCCAAGCUCGACGCCACGCGCCACGCCUGCGUCAAGACGGCCUUCCCGGGCCCCAAGGGCGAGGAGUACUGCUGGUACGCGUGCACGAUCAAGGGCGGCCGCGAGACGCGCGACAUGGACGUGGUCGAGCUGGCCCAGGCCGUCGAGGCCAUGGGCGCCGGCGAGCUCCUGCUCAACUGCAUCGACAAGGACGGCACCAACAGCGGCUUCGACCUCGAGCUCGUCACCCAGGUCAAGGACGCCGUGCGCAUCCCCGUCAUCGCCUCCAGCGGCGCCGGCAACCCGGCCCACUUCGAGGAGGUCUUUGCCAAGACCCGCACCGACGCCGCCCUGGGCGCCGGCAUCUUCCACCGCGAGGAGUACACGGUCAAGCAGGUCAAGGACUACCUGCAGGAGAAGGGCCUGGAGGUGAGGCAGUUCGAGGGAGACCUGUAG
Neoarthrinium moseri is the source of this 1632-nucleotide messenger RNA. RefSeq lists its product as uncharacterized. The transcript has a single exon. The record is from RefSeq and is a predicted model, not a curated record. Gene Ontology annotation, molecular function: oxo-acid-lyase activity; imidazoleglycerol-phosphate synthase activity. Lineage: Eukaryota; Fungi; Ascomycota; Sordariomycetes; Amphisphaeriales; Apiosporaceae. Gene Ontology annotation, biological process: L-histidine biosynthetic process. The coding region runs from base 1 to 1632 and encodes 543 amino acids.